Molecule: messenger RNA, 294 nt
Organism: Podospora pseudopauciseta
Lineage: Eukaryota; Fungi; Ascomycota; Sordariomycetes; Sordariales; Podosporaceae
Exons: 1
Coding region: 1-294 (97 amino acids)
Source: RefSeq, a predicted model, not a curated record
AUGGCUGCCACCGAUCCUAUUCACUCAUGGAUGUAUUUCCUACAACGGGAUCCCAAAUUUGAGACUGAACGCGUCUACGAACUUAGACGGCAGAAGCCUACAAAGAAGGUCCCCCAGACCAACAUGCUGCUCGAAAAGGUGGACAACAUCGCCAUUCAUGAUGUCCGUCCUCGACUCGAACAGUGCUCUUUCGGCUACCUUACUGCUAUCCUUAAAAAUAAAAAGUCUUCUAACUUCUCUUCUUUUAGCCUUACAAAUAAGGCAGAAAAAGUAAAGGGAAGCUUUGAAGACUAA